AUGCCCCUUAUGAUCUGGACUGAUGACAUGACCACGUUCAAUGUUUAUGUGAAAACUUCUGACUAUCGACUGUGUGGGAUCGGUUGGUCACUUGGGAGAAAGAAGAUGAUUAGGUCAACGUGGGGUGAAAGAGACUGUGGUAUUGCCAUAAAGGAAAAAGGCGAUGUGUGGCUAGUACGGGUGGAAUUUGACCCACUGAAAGGACAAUUACCACAGACAUACUUUGUGGGAUGGAUCAAGCUUUUCGUUGCUGGAAUUGAGGAACGUGAAGUUAAAUUGAACCCUCCGGGGUACAAAGACGAGACUGUUAUAAAGAUGGAGGAAAAAGACCACAUGACUGUGGACCAAGGCAUGCGGGUGGACUUACCCGCCAGCCCAGACAAAACAGGACAGAGUGACGGAACUCUACACACAGAACGUGGGACUGAACUUGCUUCUAGAGAGUCACCGAUCCAGGAGAGACUGUUGAGGCCCUCAGAACUGGAGGAGGGGACACUAUCCAGAGGGUCACCGAUCCAGGAGAAACUGUUGAAGCCCUCGGAACUAGAGGACCGGACUGCGAUAAAGGUGUCGCCCAUCCAAAAGAGACUGAUGGACUCACCAGAACUGACUGACAAAACUGAUGCUGGAGCCCAAAUACAGCAGAAAAACCCUACCAACCUUGACAUAGCUUGCCUAGCGGACAAUCAGAAUGAUCAGGCAGACACUGACCUGACUGGACAGAGUAGGGCUGACCUAAUAGUCCCGGAUGGCCAAAACCGAAAUCCUGACGUACUGUUGACUGACGUACGGAGAGACAACUCAAUGGAGAAGCAUGACGGGGAUAGAAUGAAUUUAAAAACUGCAGAGAUCAGUGACGUGGUUAAGACUAACCUAAAUUGGACGGACUGGUUUCACAGGAUGGUGGCUGGGAUAGGACAGGCGGCUGGAGGUUUUGUUUUGAGAAUUGGUGCAGGGCUAGGCAACUGGUCCGGAAGAUGCGCCAGAGUGCAGGUGGUGCAGGAGCUCAUUGUUUUCCCACAGGGGGAGGAAACAAGUGAUAGUAAGAGGGUGAAGAGGGCGUUCCGACCAGACCCUGGAGUAGGAGGAGCUUUCACACAGGCAAUGGGGAAAAUCAAGGCUCUAAGGUUGGAGAUGAAGAAGAAUGCUGGAAGGGAUGCAGAGUUGGACUGGCUGAGCUGGCUACAGCAGACUUUAGGAUCAUGGAAACUGGGAGCAGUAGUGGUGCGAGGGGUAACAAGACAGAUGUUAGUGCUGAAUGCGGAGAGCAAGAGUAGUCGACCAGAGCAGUUCCCCAUCAAGGACUGGUUAGCGGAGGACGACUCGUUGGACGAUGAAAAGACCAUGGACUGUGACAGUAUACCUACUUUUUGA
Molecule: messenger RNA, 1374 nt
Organism: Knipowitschia caucasica
Lineage: Eukaryota; Metazoa; Chordata; Actinopteri; Gobiiformes; Gobiidae
Source: the annotation of a GenBank genome assembly